AACGGGGGGUAGGGAGCAGCCGGGCGGCCGCCGCCUCCAUCCAUCCAUCCCUUCGUCCGUCCCCUCCUUUUCUGCCCGCCGGUGCCCGCAGCGGAGCGGCACCCACCCCGGCCGCCAUGCCCCGAGCCGCCUCGCCGCCGCUGCUGCUACUGCUGCUGCUCGCCCUGGCCCAGCGCCGCGCCUGCCUCCCCGCGCCUGCCACGGCCGCGCCCCCCGGGUCGGACCCGUGUCUCAGCCGGCCUUGCCGCAACAACGGCACCUGCUUCCCCGCCGCGCCCCGCCGCCUCUCGUCCGCGGCCGCCUACCGCUGCGCCUGCCCGCCGGGGGUCAGCGGCGCCUCCUGCCAGUUCAUUUCAGACCCUUGUGCCAGCAACCCCUGUCACCAUGGUAACUGCAGCAGCAGUGGGGAUGGCUACCUCUGUGCCUGCAGUGAUGGCUAUGAAGGAGCAAACUGCGAGCACUCCCGUCACAGCCCUCCACUCCCCGAGCAGGCAGAGGCAUCAUCUCCUCGACAAAGCAGGCCUGUCACCUCCACGCUGGAGCCUGACGUCAUUCUGCCUCACUCACGAGCAACGGUGACGCUACCUACGUGGCAGCCAAGGGCGGGACAGAAAGUUGUGGACCUGAAAUGGGAUGAAAUCAAGAUACUUCCAGAUGUGGCUUGUGGAAAUGCCAGUUCCAAUACCUCUGCUGGAGGCCGUCUUGUCUCCUUUGAAGUUCCACAGAAUACAUCAAUAAAAAUAAGACAAGAUGCUACUGCUUCGCUUAUCCUACUAUGGAAGGUGACAACUGCUGGAUUUAAGCAGUGUUCGCUCAUUGAUGGCAGAAGUGUCACUCUUCUCCAGGCACUGGGUGGACUUGUACUUUCUGAAGAAAUGCUUGCAUUAGGAAACAACUACUUUAUUGGUUUUUUGAAUGACUCAGUUACUAAGUGCAUUGUGGCUUUACGGUUGACUGUGAUAGUGAAAGUCAGUACCUGCCUGCCUGCGGGAAGCCAUUCAGAUAAAUUCCAGUGUUCAGGGAAAGGAAAAUGUAUCACGAAACCAGAUGAGGCAACGUUUUUCUGUGAGUGCGAGGAUGAAUACUGGGGCCCCCUGUGUGAGGAAUUUGAUGCUUGUCAAAGCCAGCCCUGCCAGAACAACGCAACCUGCACCGACCUAGCACAGAAACACAACGGGAACAAUUUCACCUGCAGCUGCCUGCCUGGUUACACUGGAGAGCUGUGCCAGUCAGAGAUUGAUCACUGCAUCCAGCAGCCAUGCCAAAAUGGAGGCACUUGUUCAUCCAACAUCCAUGGAUUCACCUGUCAGUGCCCAGAAGGGUUUUUAGGAAUCUCCUGUGAAGAAAAAGUAGACCCUUGUGCAUCAAAUCCCUGCCAGAACAAUGGAACUUGUUAUGCAGAUGGACUUGUCUACUCGUGCAGUUGUAGUUCUGGAUUUACAGGACCUACGUGUGCUCAGCUUAUUGACUUCUGUGCUCUGAAUCCUUGUGCACAUGGCAUCUGUCGCAGUGUUGGAACCAGUUACAAAUGCCUCUGUAGUCCCGGUUACCAUGGCCUUUACUGUGAGGAAGAAUACAAUGAAUGCCUUUCUACACCCUGCCAGAAUGGGGCCACCUGCAGAGACCUUGAAAAUGGCUACAAGUGCUUGUGUCUUGCUGAAUAUGAAGGAAGUCUCUGUGAAUUAUACAAAGAUCCUUGUGUUAACAUCAACUGUCAGAAUGGUGGCACUUGUGACAGUGAAGGGCUGAAUGCCACAUGUAUUUGUGCACCUGGAUACGCAGGUGAAGAAUGUGAAAUUGACAUUAACGACUGUGACAGCAACCCAUGUCACCAUGCUGGAACUUGCAUAGAUCAGCCCGGUGGUUACACUUGUCACUGUCCACAUGGGUGGGUUGGUGCAAACUGUGAAAUACAUCUGCAGUGGAAGUCCGGGCACAUGGCAGAGAGCCUCACAAACAUGCCUCGUCACUCCCUUUACAUCAUAAUUGGGGCUCUCUGUGUAGCAUUCGUCCUGAUGCUGAUUAUUCUAAUUGUGGGAAUAUGUCGCAUCAGCCGUAUCGAAUACCAAGGCUCUUCCAGGCCAGCCUACGAAGAGUUUUACAAUUGUAGAAGCAUCGACAGUGAAUUCAGUAAUGCAAUCGCUUCUAUCCGACAUGCCAGGUUUGGCAAGAAAUCCCGACCUGCAAUGUAUGAUGCAACCCCCAUUGCUUAUGAAGAUUACAGCCCUGAUGACAAACCUUUGGUUACGCUGAUUAAGACAAAAGAUUUGUAACCUAGUGAAUCUUUUUUGGAUUAUUUUUCAAAAGGAUGGGCUACUAACCUAAUUUAAAUAUUUUUAAGAAGAAAGCAUAAGUAAUUUAAAACCAUUAGAUGCUUCAGAAUUUUCUGUAGAAUAUUUAAGAACCAAUUUUCUGCAGCUUUUAGUUUGGAAAAAUAUUUUAAAACAGAAUUUGUGAACUUCAUGAGUUACAUUUUAAUGUACCUUGAGCUCUAUAAACUAUAAGCUUAUGAUAGUGUGUGCUUUUUUCUUGGUAGACACUAUUACUAAACCCAGAUUGAGUUUCUUGUGCUUGUUACAGAACAGAAAACAAUAAUUAAUGAGGAGUUCUUUAUGACAUGUCAGUGCCAGCUUUCUCAGUAGAGGUAGGAAAAAUGUGAAGCAUAAUAUGAUAUAUAAUAUAUCCAUUAAUUAAAAAAGUCUAAAAUGUUUGUGUUGUGAAGAAGAAACUAGUAAAAAUGAUUAUUCCUAAUUGAAUGAAUUAGCUUUUGCCUUAUUCCAUGCAUGGAUAGAUAGCCUAUUUCUCCAUUAUUUCCUGAAAGUUGCUGGAACAUACUCUUGAGUUGAUGUUUGACAUUUUUGUAAUAGUAUUCAGGCUAGGCCUUGUAUAAUAAUUAAAGUGCCUCUUGAGGCAAAGUAAGGGCACGAUCCUUUAAGCAUUGAAAUCAAUGAAAAAACUUCCAUUGACUUCAGUGGGCAUGGGAUUAGAUCCUACAAUUGGACUGAAUCUAUAUUUUUCUUUAAAGGUUGAAGUUUUUUAUAUUGUGAGUAACCUAAGCAUAUGGUUUGAGUUGUUUGUUUCCUAAGGUUGUUGAUGUACAGUAUUGUUUCAUGAAAUAUUGUGUAUUUCUCAUAGUGCUUCUAAUUUAGGGUCAGUAUGGUUUAUUUGUGGCUGUAUUUGAUUGCUUAUGGUCUUAAAAUUCUCGCUUAUUUCAGAAAAUGUUGAAUAAAUGUUAUCAAGUGAAGAUUGCAGUUGUUUCUUUUGUUUUUCUUCAUUUGAAAAGGUUGCCUGUAAAUCUGAAAGGACGUGAAUGUAUCAUGCUAUAAAUAGUGCCUGAGAGGAUAUUUCAGCUGUUAAUAUCCGAAAGCUAAAAAAAAACACAGGGGCUUUAUUGAUGGGUUAUUUUGGCAGAGGUUAGCCUGGAAAAUGGCAGAAAUGAAGAAUUAUGUGAUGUUUCUGGUGAAGUAGUGUGUCUGUUUGAGCUUUCAGCGUAAGGUAAAGAAGAGGAGUGACAAGGCUUCUCUGGCUUAGGUUUAAGGAAUAGCAGAAGGAGAAAGUUCAUGUUCAAAUCUGUAUUUGGCUUAGUUUAGGAUGACCUAGAAUGAAAAGCUCUGUGUUUAGUUCUAAAACUAAUACCCAUUUUCAGAUGGGAAGUGUAGUAAACCUGGAAGUAAGACCUGUAGUAAAUGGUUUCAGUAAAACCACUCCAUAUCAUAGAGCACAGCUCAGAGGAGUCUCUUACUGUUGGGAAGGCUGGCUGGUUGUAUAUGUCAGCGGAUACUGACAGCAUGCUGUCUGAAUUAUAUAAACGCCAGAUGCAUUUCUGAAACCCAGAAUACUUUUCCCAACAAGCCAACAGACAUCUGUUACCUUGAGCUUUCUUGUUGGCAAAAGACAAGACUUACUAGUAGGAGACCUAAAGAAACUGGAUUUGAGCCUCCCUAGCACUCUUCAGGCACAGUUUGCUGGGUAAGGGUUGUGGAUUUGCAUCUGUUGGCUGUUAGGCUCGCUUUUUUCAUUCUUUUUCUUUAUUCCAAGUAUGCAAACUUUUGAUUAUGGUGACUUCCAAGUGACUUCCAUAGACACUUUAAGAAGCCCUGGCAAAAUGACACUGUCAGAAAGAAACUACACCCAAUGCCAUUUUUAAUAUCUUUUCUUGAACAGAGGUAAAUAUAUUUGAGUUAUGAUUGAUUUGCUAAUCAUAAAGAAAACAAAUACUCGUACUUCAGAGUUUUUGUCCCUUUCAGUGGUGAAAUUAAUAUUGAUUUAUCUUUGAAGAAAAACUACAAAUCUUUGCAAAAUAUGGAAAUAAGCAACUUGGUUGUUCUAAGGAACAUAUCUACUUAUGCACCAUAUUUUCCAAGAGAGAUGUUGCAAUGAGCAGUAGCCCUUCUGCAUAUAAAUCAUGCCUUUGUAGUGAUUCUUGGCUGUUCUGUAUUUCUCUCAAGUGACCAACCUGAAAGAUAAGUAAUUUGUAAGGAACUGUCAGCUUGAAGCCUCUAGCUUCUGUAAAUUAUCCUGUGUUUCCUGUGAAUUGUGCUUU
Molecule: messenger RNA, 4543 nt
Organism: Lagopus muta (rock ptarmigan)
Lineage: Eukaryota; Metazoa; Chordata; Aves; Galliformes; Phasianidae
Gene: DNER
Product: delta/notch like EGF repeat containing
Exons: 13
Coding region: 117-2273 (718 amino acids)
Molecular function (GO): calcium ion binding
Source: RefSeq, a predicted model, not a curated record